This is a messenger RNA of Carya illinoinensis, 1618 nucleotides long. RefSeq names its product olee1-like protein. The coding region runs from base 921 to 1421 and encodes 166 amino acids. The transcript has 2 exons. The record is from RefSeq and is a predicted model, not a curated record. Lineage: Eukaryota; Viridiplantae; Streptophyta; Magnoliopsida; Fagales; Juglandaceae.
CAGUUUUCACCCACAGCUGUGCCACCAUAGAGAUUAUAAAGGUAACUUUACCAUAAAUCUCUUUUUACACUUGGGGAGAUAUUAUGUCCCCUCUCCGAAGAAUGCAAGAAUGACGUAGGGACUAUUUUGUGCUGUGGCCGCAAUAGCAGAGAAGGCAAAUGAAAGGGCUUUGUGGCUGGCAUUAUAACCGGGUUGAGUUGGAACUGAAUUUUCCCUUGACAGAUUGUCAAUAACAAGCCCAAUGAAUGUUACCUCCAAAGAAACGAAUCUAAUUAAUUCACCAUGGGUGGCCUUUCGGCCACUGGCAGCCCUAUAUUUUUGGCAAGAAAUUCUCAAGCUAUAUUACAUGGCUAGACAGGUCAUUUAGGCUGUCUCUUGUCAUGUUCCAUUCUCAUACACAACUACUAAUGAAAAGCGAGAGUAUAUUAAUUACUAGCACAUUUGGAACCUCGGAAACAUCACAUGUAUUAAGCAAACACUUUGCACUACAAACAUCUACCGGCCAUUAGACAUCUUAGAAACCAAGAGGAAGAUUAUAAACCAUUUUUUUUUUUUAUUAUUAAUUCUGAAGGUUGGGUUUUGAUUUUUUUUUCGAAACUUGGAUUUGCGUUUGAUAUGACUUGGAUGUCAAAACAGCUAGAACUACCUAAACUUAUAAUAUUGUGAAUGCUCAAUAUUCAAUUAUCUUUUAUUUAUUUAUUAAUAUUGAAGACACAGAGAGAUUUAAGGAACAGAAGAGCGGUUCACAUUGUCUUUCAGAAUCCAGAAAACAAGGGGAAAAUGGCAACCUCAAAAAAAUAACAGUCAGCAAGGUGGCCUUAACAAUUUCCCCCAAGAGCAACUGCGUGCUUUUCCCUUAUAUAAGACAGCCCCAUCGAUUUACGCAUAGUCCUCUGGAAUAAGAAAAGCAAGCAGGACCAAUGGCAAAGUCUAUUAUCUUCCUGGCGGCUUCUGCCCUUUGCUUCUUGUCCCUCCUUGGUUUCGCUUACUGCGACAGCCACUUCUCCGUGGAGGGCAAAGUUUACUGUGACACCUGCCGUACCCAAUUUGUAACAAGGCUCAGCACGUACAUGAAAGGUGCAAAGGUGCGGUUGGAGUGUAGGAAACGUGGAGACGGUGCCAUAACAUACAGCGUAGAGUCGGAGACGGACAAGUUGGGAACGUACCACCUUCAGGUAGACGGCGAGCACGAAGAGGAGGUUUGCGAAAUUGUUCUGCUAAAGAGCAGCGAUCCCGACUGCAGCGAGGUCAGCAAGGAUCCUUUCCAAAAGAAGAGUGCAAGGAUCAGCCUCACAAAGAACAAUGGCAUUACAUCCCCAGUACGCCUUGCCAAUCCUCUUGGCUUCAUGAGGAAGGAGCAUCUUCCUGGUUGCGGCCAGGUCCUCAAAGAGCUCGGGUUAACAGCAGAAGACGAACAAUAAAGACCAUAAUUUCGCAUCACUUUAAUUUGUUACCGAAUAAACCGAGUUCUUUCUUUUUUUCCUUUCACUUACUACGAAAAGGUUGGGGUUUGGAUGAUUCAUUUCUAAUCAUUUUGUGUCUCCAACAUGUGUAUUCAUGUGCUUAUACUGGCUGAAUAUCUACGAGUAAUGGAUAAAGGAUUCUAAUACCGUCUCAA